Parnassius mnemosyne (clouded apollo) is the source of this 1578-nucleotide messenger RNA. The record is from the annotation of a GenBank genome assembly. Lineage: Eukaryota; Metazoa; Arthropoda; Insecta; Lepidoptera; Papilionidae.
AUGGGGGUCUGCUGGUGCAAAGAUGGAACUCCAGGUGAGAUAGAGGUAUAUGCACCUUCAGGAUCGUCACAAUGGCCACAAAUUAUCUCACCAGAAGAACCCCGUAUAAAAAUUCAUAAAGUUGUAGACACAGUAGUUGUGGAUCAGCUAGUAUUAGAGAUAUUGGGUCUUAUAGCAUCCUUUGUUGAUAAUGAUGAGGAAUCACCUGUGUCCUUAGUGAAAUUACACGUCAUAGCGGACAAAGAAGAUGGAUGGAUCCAAGUGGUUUCGUCUAUGGUUAAUGUAAUACCAUUAGAAGAUCCUUUUGGUCCAUCUGCUAUAACAAUCCUUCUUGAUGACUGCCCUCUACCAUCAAAGGAUUCAGUAAUUAAGGUAACCAAACUGUUCCGGUUGUCAUCACAACGAGCCAAGGCGCGGGAAAUCAACGUGCGUGUGGAACGCAACAUCUGCGUGGUACUGGGCUGCAUCGCGGAGAAGCUGGCUGGACCCAAUAGCGUCGCCGUCUUCACAGAUCGAACGCUAGAUUACUUGAUUACGUUCCUUAUAACACGCCGGGAACCUUGCAUAGUACUGUUCGCAUUAAUCGCUUUGGAGAAGUUCGCACAUACCACAGAAAAUAAGCUGACAAUUAAGCAACGUCUGGAGAAGGAGGCUGAGCACCCACUGCUAGUUUUGGAGCGCUAUGCGGACAGCGAGGACUACAUGUGGCGACAGGUCGGCUUCUGCGCGAAGUGGGCACUCGAUAAUGUUUUUAUUAUCGAAGGCCGAAAACUAUCUUACGAAUUGGUUGACAUGUCCGGCAUUAACGUUAUCCUGAACUCCCAAGACGUUAGCGAGUACCUAAAGAUAUCGUGUAAUGGCCUAGAAGCACGUUGUGAUUCGUAUUCCUUCGAGAGUGUUCGAUGCACAUUCCAAGUGGACCGCGGAUGCUGGUAUUAUGAGGCGAUCAUUAUCACGCCCGGUGUAAUGCAGAUCGGAUGGGCGACGAAGAACAGCCACUUUUUGAAUCAUGAGGGCUACGGCAUUGGAGAUGACCUGUUCUCUCUGUCGUAUGACGGAUGCCGUAGGCUUAUGUGGUACAAAGCCAAGCCAACGCCUAUGAAUGAUAUACCCGCAUGGCAGCCGGGAGACGUGCUUGGCUGUCUCAUCGACAUCCCUAAAAGGGAGGUCGUAUUCUCCCUUAACGGCCUGGAGCUGCGGCCCUGUAACGAAAUAUUUGAUACAACACGCUAUGGUUUCUUUGCGGCGGCCAGCUUCAUGGCAUUCCAGCAAUGUCGGUUCAACUUCGGACACGAACCUUUCAAGUAUCCACCGACGGACCGACCUUUCUCCACCUUCAACGAGCACGGACAGCUCACGGACGAGCAGAAAAAGGUUGUUCCAAGGAGGAUAUACUUAGAACAAUUGAGGUGUUCCAGCGUGAAGGAAGAUUCUUGCACGCUUUGCUUUGACGACACAGCUUGCUGUAUCCUGGAACCAUGUGGACACCGAGGCUUCUGCUCGGUGUGCACUUCUCAGCUAAAGGAAUGUCCAAUGUGCAGAGCGGAGAUAUUGAAUAUACGUAGAGAGGACACAUGA